AUGUUUGGAGCAUUUUCUUUGAUAUUUUGGACCAUAACACUCCUUUCACUCAUCAAAUACAUGGUUUUUGUCUUAAGAGCAGACGACAAUGGUGAAGGAGGGAUUUUUGCGUUGUAUGCUUUGCUGUGCAGAAACGCGAGAUUUUCUUUGCUUCUGAAUCAGCAAACUGCUGAUGAGGAGAUAUCUACUUACUAUGGCCCUGGAGAUGCAAACAGGAGUUUACCUUCUUCUGAUUUCAAAAGGCUUAUUGAACAGAAUAAAAGAUCCAAAACAGCUUUGCUUCUCUUAGUCUUGGUUGGUACUUCAAUGGUCAUUACCAUUGGUGUCCUUACACCCGCAGUUUCUGCUUAUAGACGACAGUUUCUUAUUAUUUGUCUUGCUUGUUCAGGUACUGUGGUUAUGAUAGCAUGCGCUCUGCUAGUUGGACUUUUUGUUCUGCAGCACCGUGGAACUAACAGAGUUGCCUUUUUAUUUGCACCCAUCAUGAUUUUGUGGCUGUUCACAAUUGCAACUAUUGGUCUGUACAAUAUUUUUAAAUGGAAUCCCAGCGUAUACAAAGCUUUGUCCCCACACUAUAUCUUUAAGUUCUUUAGAGACACUGGUAAAGAUGGGUGGUUGUCUCUUGGAGGCAUUCUUUUAUGCAUCACAGGAACAGUAACACGUUUGCAAUCUCAUGGCUUUAUGCAGUUUGCGUUCUGCUGUGUUGUGUACCCAUGUCUGGUGCUUCAGUAUAUGGGUCAAGCUGCGUUUUUAUCAAAGAAUUUUUCUGCUCUACCCACUAGCUUCUAUGCCUCCAUCCCAGAUCCAUUUUUCUGGCCGGUUCUAAUGAUGGCUAUGCUGGCUGCAAUGGUUGCGAGCCAAGCAGUCAUAUUUGCGACUUUCUCAAUUGUCAAACAAUGCUAUGCAUUGGGAUGCUUCCCUCGUGUGAAGAUUGUUCAUAAACCAAUAUGGGUUCUAGGUCAAAUCUACAUUCCCGAGAUCAACUGGCUCCUCAUGGUCCUCACCCUCGCUGUUACCAUUGGUUUCCGUGACACUAGACACAUAGCUUUCGCUUUUGGACUUGCUUGCAUGAGUCUGGCGUUUGUGACGACUUGGCUGAUGCCUCUAAUCAUAAACUUUGUUUGGAAUCGGCAUCUUGUCUUCUCCAUUCUCUUCAUCUUUUUAUUCGGGACCAUCGAACUCGUCUUUUUAGCAUCCUCUUGGACCAAGAUCCCACACGGCGGAUGGAUCACUAUCCUCCUAUCUCUACUCUUCAUCUUCACCACAUAUGUUUGGCACUAUGGAAACCGAAGAAAGUACCUAUACGACCAACACAACAAAGUCCCCAUGAAUACAAUCCUCACCCGUGGCCCGAGCCUCGGGAUCGUCAAAGUCCCUGGGAUCGGUCUAAUCUAUACCGAACUAGCAAGCGGUGUCCCAGCCACAUUCACUCACUUCCUCACCAACUUACCAGCGUUCUACCAAGUGGUUGUCUUCAUCUGCUCCAAAACCGUCCCUAUCCCUUACAUACCGCAGAAAGAACGAUACCUUAUAGGCCGUGUCGGUCCCAAAACGUACAGGAUGUACCGUUGCAUAAUCCGAACUGGAUACAAAGACGUGAACAAAGAUGGAGACGAUUUCGAAGACGAGCUCGUCGAUAGCAUCGCCGAGUUUAUCCAGCUGGAAUCCGAAGGCUCGGGAUCACAUGCCGACCGUUCUGUUGAUGGUCGGCUUGCAGUUGUGAAAACCUCAAACAAGUUCGGAACAAGGUUGUCUCGGUCAAGAUCCGAGGUUUACGUAGCCGGAAGCAGUAGCAGCUCGAGCUCGAGGUCUCAAACGACGGUGACUAAUAGCAAAUCUCCGGUGCUGAAGAGAUUAAAAGCGGAAUACGAACAAGAGCUUCCGAAGCUGAGUAUGAGGAGGAGAUUUCAGUUCAGACCGAUGGAUACAACGUUCAGACAACCGCAAGUGAAGGAAGAGUUGUUUGAUUUGGUUGAGGCUAAAGAUGCUGAAGUGGCUUAUAUAGUUGGGCAUGGUCACGUGAAGGCGAAACGGAACUCGACAUAUGGGAAACAGUUGGUGAUAGAUGUGGCUUACUCGUUCUUGAGGAAGAACUGUCGUAGCCCUGCCGUGAUGUUGAACAUUCCUCAUAUUUGUUUGAUUAAAGUAGGUAUGAAUUAUUAUUUGUAG
Eruca vesicaria subsp. sativa (arugula) is the source of this 2169-nucleotide messenger RNA. The record is from the annotation of a GenBank genome assembly. Lineage: Eukaryota; Viridiplantae; Streptophyta; Magnoliopsida; Brassicales; Brassicaceae.